Messenger RNA from Juglans microcarpa x Juglans regia, 817 nucleotides. Its product is annotated as mitochondrial import inner membrane translocase subunit PAM16 like 2-like. Lineage: Eukaryota; Viridiplantae; Streptophyta; Magnoliopsida; Fagales; Juglandaceae. Bases 209 to 556 code for a protein of 115 amino acids. The transcript is spliced from 4 exons. Gene Ontology annotation, biological process: protein import into mitochondrial matrix. The record is from RefSeq and is a predicted model, not a curated record. Gene Ontology annotation, cellular component: TIM23 mitochondrial import inner membrane translocase complex.
CUUCGGAAGGCAUAGCUCUCUCUGGGGUCCGUCCUUUCGUUUCCUUCCAGUCGCAAAGCCCUACCUGAAACUCCCGUUUGAAGACCUCCUUCAUUCUUUCCACCUUAAUCUGGUCACGAAGACGCUUCUUAAAUUCGAAUCCAAGAACGAAACCCUAAUAUCUUCAGGCAAGGUCGUAAGAGACACAGAGAUUCUAUAAUUUUCGGUCAUGGCUGCGAAGAUUCUUGCUAACUUACUCGUGAUGGGCUCUGGUAUAUUAGCAAGGGCUGUUGUCCAGGCAUAUCGUCAAGCGCUUACAAAUGCCUCAAAAUCUGGUGUUGCCCAAGAAACAUUACAAAACAGUGUCCGUAGAGCAAGCAAAGCAAUGACAGAGCAAGAAGCUAGGCAGAUUCUUGGUAUCUCUGAGCAAACUGCUUGGGAUGAGAUUUUAAAGAAAUACGAUGCAUUGUUUGAGAGGAAUGCCAAGAAUGGGAGCUUUUACCUUCAGUCGAAGGUUCACAGAGCCAAGGAAUGUUUAGAGCCUGUCUAUCGAGACAAAGGUCCGGAUACCCCCUAGUUGAAAUCUCUAGCAGAGGUCUCAAUAAUAGCUUAAUACCAUCUUGAAUUGGAGCUUGGUUUGUGACAUGAAUCUCAAGAGUUUUUCACGAGGCUGCUCUUGUGCCGCCACCCAAGUAAUUUAAUUCUCAGUUUCCAAAUGAGGGUAUCAUGAAUUAUAUAAUAUAUCUUUCAUGUAUUUGUUUUGCAACUCAUUCUUUCUUCAUUUUAGGACUUCAACAGAUACAAGGUGACUAAAUUCUAUGAUAUCUGCACUUUUUUA